Molecule: messenger RNA, 1443 nt
Organism: Cylicocyclus nassatus
Lineage: Eukaryota; Metazoa; Nematoda; Chromadorea; Rhabditida; Strongylidae
Source: the annotation of a GenBank genome assembly
AUGCUUCCUUUUGCUGUGCUGCUGAUCUUAGUGCCAAGGGCUUUCGGUGCAAGCUGUGGAGGAUCUGGAAUUCCGUUUCGAUUCGAGGUGUUGCCAUCGGGCGCUCCAGUGCUAGGUUGUGCCGCUCCCUCUUGUUUUGGUGGCGGCGAUGGAGGAAAUGGAGCUCUCCACGACUCAAAGUUCCAGCUCUCUCCAGAAGGUGACGAUGGCUUUUUUCGAGAAGGAGAUCUUCAACGCUCACGGUCGCGACUGUAUUCGGCAGCCGCUCAACAGGCUCUCUGCCCAUCAGGCUUUGAUUCGCAGUCCUGCAACAAUGAAAGAACAUGGGUUGGCGGCUUCUUGGCCAGUCCCGAUGGAAGUCUCCGCCUCCAGUGCUGCUCUUAUGACGGCUUGCGAUUCGCCGAAGAAGUUGGACGUCCAAUUGUUCACAGUGGGGAAGUAUAUAGCGGAGGAGAAGUGCUUCGUGAUGGAAGACAAACAGGCUUCGAUUUGAUCUCCAACGUGAAGAGAAUUGAUGCUUCUGACGGAAACGUUGCCUACGAACUCACUGUUGUGCGUAUGAACUGCCUUCCAGAUCCAGCCGAGCCCACUAAUGAUGUCGACAUCGACACCAACGAAAUCAGCCGCAUCCUUGACAAGGUCGGCGACGUUCGAGCGCAGGAGCCUGCUGCAAUUGCACAAGUCGGUGAAACCAUCCAACAACGACCAGAUAGUUACCAAGUGGCCAAAGUAGCUGAGCCAGCGCAAGUUGAAGAUGGCGAAGAAAUCGUCCAGGUUGGAGAGCAGGUUAUUCCGGUUACGUCUGCCGGCUACUAUUAUCCCGUUGCAUCCGGGGUGCCAGCGUGUUUUACGGGCGAUACGCAAGUAGAAACCCCGUCGGGAUAUAAAAGGAUGGACGAACUAAAAAUCGGAGACCUUGUCUUGACUGCUGAGAGGAACUCGACACUCUUCACUCGCGUUAUCUCGUUCCUCCACCGACUUCCGAGUACAGCUGCGUCCUUUAUCAAAGUCGAAUCCGAUGAGAUUACACUGAAGCUGACGCCUCAACACUUCAUUUAUAAAGUAGAUUGUGAUAACGCUGAUUACAAUAUCGAAAUGGUGUACGCUGAAGAUCUGAAAGCAGGAGACUGCCUCUACCGAGCUCAAGCUGACUCUUUGCAUAAGACUUUUGUCCAUGCUGUCUCGAUCGUGCAAGAACGUGGAGUUUAUGCUCCGAUGACGGAGUCAGGUGAUCUCUUAGCCAACGACAUCUAUGUAUCCUGCCAUAAUGUGGUUAAAAGCAAUACAUUAGCUCAUACAUAUCUCGGCUUUGUUACUGCUGUACAAAGAAAGAUGCGAUCUUUGUUCGGAGGAGCUGAUAAUGGGCAUCUUCCAACGACGACAGAGUUCUUCUUGAACAUGGUCGACUACAUCAUUCCCACGAUAUCAAAGUUCGAACUGUAA